Messenger RNA from Annulohypoxylon maeteangense, 2693 nucleotides. Its product is annotated as WD40 repeat-like protein. The transcript has a single exon. Gene Ontology annotation, molecular function: protein-macromolecule adaptor activity; protein binding. Bases 297 to 2483 code for a protein of 728 amino acids. Gene Ontology annotation, cellular component: nucleus. Gene Ontology annotation, biological process: proteasome-mediated ubiquitin-dependent protein catabolic process. NCBI's taxonomy places the organism in Eukaryota, Fungi, Ascomycota, Sordariomycetes, Xylariales, Hypoxylaceae. The record is from RefSeq and is a predicted model, not a curated record.
CUUACUUCCGAAGCGGACCAACCUUUCAUUCUUUCCCCACUACAAUUUCGAGUUCUGCUUGCUUCUUUCCAUAAUCAAUUCCAUCUGUCAUUAUUCCAUUGACACAUUAUUUCAUCAUCUUCCAUUAUUACGAACAUUAUCUCAUACACAUAUACGCAUAUACAUGUUGACGUCUCUCGAAGUUAAGUGUUGAAGGUCGAGGUGCAUUAGGAGUAUCAGGAGCAUCAGCUCUUCUCCUUGUGGAAGUACCUUGAGUUGCUUGGGGCCGUAACUAUAGAAACCAAAAAAAAAAAUUUAUGAUGGCGGAUGAUAUGUCGAAUCCACACCUUCUCUCGCCUCCACGAGCGAACAAUGGAAAGGAAAGAAGAAAUCCGUCUAUUACUCCAAGAAAAUUCAGACGAUUCUUUACUCCUCGUUCUCGAGUACCCACACGAAUAAGCCCGGCUAGACAGGCUCUUCAGGAUCUCGCUAUCCCUUUUAUCAACAACCGAUAUCAGACUCCCGCUCCAUCCAGCCCAUUACUGCCAUCUACUGAGGACCAUCCACGGGAUGAGAACAUGGAUCACUUAGAUAUUCGAUUGCCCAAGAGACGAAAAUUCCAGCAUACGCCCGAUUCGUCACCAUGCCGACCUUUUCUGAUGACCGAGCCGAACAAUGGGAGACUGAGCCCUUCGCCAAGUACCAGGUCGGCAUUGCUUAGUCCAAUUAGAUCUCUGCACUCAAUCCAGGAGAAUAUCGACUCGGAUCAAGAGGAAAGCGAGGAUGAGCUUCCACCUCAAUCAGCGCCAUUAAAGCGCUUAGUUCCUGUAACUAGCCGCGGCUUUGCUGGUCAGCUCGCACAAAGACAGUUGGGAGGGAUGCCUCGUGCUGGACGCUCAUAUAUGUCAUUUCCGACCUCCGACUGGAGAGUUCAUACCGCCGACUUCUAUUCCAGACCAGAUGAUGCUCAUCCGUGUGUCAGUCAUGACGGUCCGGGCCGAUGUAUUCCAUUUUGCGCGGCCGCAUGUCACAGAAAUAGUCUCACCGCAGUGGGAGAUGAAGAAGGCCGUGUCCGCUUACUUGAGUCUUCUGGCGGAGAGGAAGAACCAUUUGGCAAAAUACAUCUAUAUUUCGACGCCCACAACAAUGCUAUCAUCGACAUGGAUUUCUCAGACGAUGAUCAUCGUCUUGCCACUGCCUCGGGCGAUCAGUCUGGACGAGUCACCGAUAUGAUGACACAAACCCCAAUUUCAAUUCUUCAACAUCAUACUGCCUCUCUUAAGCAAGUACGAUUCCAGCCAGGUAAAUCCAAUAGCAGUGUGCUUGCAACAUCUUCUCGUGAUGGUAGCGUUCAAAUCUGGGACCUUCGCUGCUCAGGACCGUUGGUACAGGAUACUCUUGUCUCUCCCCUGGCCCGUGAGACGGCCUUUCGAUUCCGAGCCCCACCUCCAAAGCAAGGUUGUGCUGUGAAUAGUCUCUAUCACGCUCACGCACGUACCUCGCGUCAAGCUCAACAGGCUGCAGCUGUACAAGGGGAUACUCCAUCACGUCGUGAGCUACCCGCCCGUAUAGGCGACGUGUCUGUCACGACUCUACAGUUCCUUCCUGAAGGACAAGAGCACCUACUGCUCACGGCCUGUGAGGCAGAUGCAUCUAUUAAACUGUGGGAUAUCCGAUCAAUUCACUCCUCGCGUCAGAAAGUGCCCUCCCCAUUAUCGGCAACCACACCUCCCUCAUCGCACCUAAACUGGAGACCCUUUGGUAUCUCGUCUCUGGCACUGAACACUGACGGGUCCCGACUUUACGCACUCUGUAAAGACAACACUGUUUAUGCGUACUCGACUGCCCAUCUCAUACUAGGUCACGCGCCAGAGCUUUCUACGCGAAACGGCGAACCGCCACGACGUCGCCACAACGCCGUAACUCAUCAAGGUCUGGGCCCGUUGUACGGUUUCAGGCAUCCCUCCUUGCACGCAUCGAGCUUCUACGUCAAAUGUGCCGUGAGACCGGCGCGUGAUGGAAGAAGUGAAGUCCUAGCAGUUGGGAGUAGCGACAAUUGUGCCGUGCUAUUCCCCACGGAAGAACGAUACUUCAGGGACGACCUGUCCGGCGCGAUGGGUACUCUUAGCCUAGAGAACUCGACAAUAGCCACAUCGAAUCAGCAAUCAGUUCAGGUUGCACCUAUCGAACCAACUGUUCGUAGGCCGUUGUUUAGAACCAAUAGCACGGUUGCCAUUGCGGCGCGAUUGAAUGACGAUAUUCCUAUUGUGAAGAAGGGAACGCCACUUGUCCGUGGCCACGAAAGUGAGGUCGGCGCACUAACUUGGACCAACGAAGGCAAACUUGUCACUGUAGGAGAUGACUACUUAGUCCGCUGUUGGAGUGAGGGGAGAGCAGACGCGGAGGAUUUGAGAACAGGAGGUGAGGGCGAGGGUAGACGUUGGCUUUGUGGAUGGGCGGAGGUUGGGGAGGAUUGGGAUGUUCCCGAUGACGAUGAGGAGUAGAGGAUUUGAAAAGGAAGUGAGGACAGGAGAGAUGACUCGUACAUUCAGCAAGCAAGUAAGCAAGCAUGGCAUGGCGUUGGGCGUUGGCUUUAGCAGGCAUCGAGCAUUACGCAUUUGAGCCUUUAGUUUUAAGGCGGAACUGUAUACCCCCUUUCCAUAGUAAGGUAAUGGGACGCUGUUUUAUACGCGAAUUGAUAUUAUUGCACAUGA